AUGAUUGUUAUAAGUAUUUUAUGGAUCUUUGUACUAAGUAUUAUUAUUACUAAUUCUACUGUAAAAUCAGUUUCUCGAAUUCAAAAUCCUAUCGUAACCAAACCAUGGACAUUAUUAAGUCGAAAUAAUGCACGUCUUGACAGAUUAUUUAAAAAAUAUCAUUCAUUAUUAAAUAUAGAAGCAUUCAAAACAAAUCAUUUAUCGAACAAAACAAUAAUCUAUUCUUGUCAAUCGUUUUGUGGUGGUUGGGGUGACCGUUUACGUGGCAUUAUGUCUGCUUAUGUUCUUGCUUUAUUAGCAAAUCGUCGUUUUAUGAUUGAUAUGAAUUAUCCUUGUGAAAUUUCGAAAGUUGUUCAACCGAAUUAUAUUAAUUGGACCCAUAUUAAAUAUGAUAAAUCAAAAAAUCGAAGUCAACUGAAUAUUAAUACGAUGCGUUCAUGGCAAACAGCGUAUCGAGGUCAAAUAUCAGAUAUAAUUAAAUCAAAGAAUUUCGUUGAAGUUUGGUCAGAAUAUGAUGAUAUAUCGAUAUCAACAAAUGGUGACUAUAUGACACCAGCACUUCGUAAUAAUUACAUGAAAAACAGAACUCGACAGUUACUCGGUUCAAUGCCAUUAUCACAUGCCACAAUGCAAACCCUAUUUGAUCUUCUUUUUGAACUUCUUUUCAAACCUUCUGCUCUUGUUCGUAAUCGAGUUGAUUCUAUAUUAGCUAAUGUUUAUCAUCGACAUCUUCUUUGUUUACAUAUUCGUGUUGGUAAAAAUCCAACAAAUCCGUUUGAUCAUGCAUUUACAGCUCGAGUAAAUACAACACAAGCUAUGAUAGAUUUUACUGAUGAUUAUAUAUUAAACAAAUCAUUACCAGUAAUUUUUGUUACAUCUGAUAGUGGUCAAGCUGUAUCAGAUGUUCUACAGCAUUAUCCAAAUUCAUCGAUGACGAUUGUUGGUCCUAUUUUACAUAUAGAUCGAUUUGAUCGGCGAUCAUCGACUCUAUGUGAUGGAUUUAUUAAAGCUAUUGCUGAUUUUUAUCUUUUAGGCGAAUGUCAAACAUCAAUUUUAUCAAAUAGUGGUUUUUCAUCUUGGGCUAAUCGUCGAAGAGAACAUCCCUAUCAAGACUUUUAUAGUUAUAAUGAAAAGCUUAGAGCAAUAAGAAAAAAUUAA
Molecule: messenger RNA, 1158 nt
Organism: Rotaria socialis
Lineage: Eukaryota; Metazoa; Rotifera; Eurotatoria; Philodinida; Philodinidae
Source: the annotation of a GenBank genome assembly